Messenger RNA from Penicillium expansum, 2004 nucleotides. RefSeq lists its product as uncharacterized. Bases 1 to 2004 code for a protein of 667 amino acids. Lineage: Eukaryota; Fungi; Ascomycota; Eurotiomycetes; Eurotiales; Aspergillaceae. The record is from RefSeq and is a predicted model, not a curated record. The transcript has a single exon.
AUGUGUAAUCACACCUAUCACCACUAUCCCAGCUGCGGCCACAUCUCCAACUGGAGCAUGACCAGCUGCCAAGAAUACACAAACAAGCUCCGCCUGGCUGGUCCAGAGCGCAGCGCAUCCUGCGCCCAGAUUAAACCCUCCCAUGACCUUCUCCUCUCCUCCCAGCCCAGCAUGUGUGUGCAGUGUGAGAGCGAGUGGGCCAAGAACCUCUCCUCUCACGGAGACGACCAGACCCAAACCUCAAACUCUUACCGGACAAUUGAGGGCUUGGAUGCUAACCAAAUUAUCGAAGUUAACGCGCGCAUGGUGAGUGAUUCCACCCCCGACGACAGGGACACAAGUAAUACUGACCACAGCGACAAUGGUCAGGUCUUCUUGGGUGCUGCCGUUGGUAGUUCAGGUAAUGGGGACGCAGACAGUGCUGGCCACAGCGACAAUGGUCAGAUCUGCUCGCGUGCUGUUGCCGGCGAAUUAGGAUAUAAAAGGGAAAGUGUUGAGACUGAAUUGCUAGACGCCGAGGGCGCUGUAUGUACAUCCCCCAGUGAUGCAAGCAGCUGCGACACAGACAGUUCUGGCUCUUCGCUUUGCGGAUCUUCUUUGAUAAGGUAUAAUGUACUUAAGCUGAGAAUUGACGAGUAUCUCGAGAAGCGGCAGCGACAGCGGGAGGUGGGCACUGACCAAAAGCAGCAGGAUACUGGCGCAUCCGGUAGGGACGAGAACAUUUACCUUGCUGAUGUAGAUGACCCCCAUGUUGCUCUGGAGGACACUCCUCCUCUGGGCCCAGUUGAUAACCCUGAAGUUGGCCAUCACUCAUGUGACGAGCCCGCUCUUGACAUUGACCUUGUGCAGCAGCGUAUUGAAGCGACCGUUCUGAAGCGCAUCGAAGAAAACAACGAAAAAGAAGCCCGACAGGUAGCCAUCACCAAGCUCCUAGACACCGCCCUUCUAAAGAAGGACCAAGACGACCGGCGCGAGCGUAACGCCGAGCUUGGCAUCGAAGAGGACCCCCAUCUCUGGGAUACAGAGUCCCUCGACCGAAUGUGGCAAGCAAAGGAUUCCACCACUGAAACCACCGCUAACGCCAGCAUCCCCAUCUCCCCACGCACCUGCACAUCCCCUGAGAACCAACGGUCCUCACCAACCCCAGACCCCCUGCCCCAACCCAAUAAGCACAUUUACAUGGGCAGCAUGUUCGCCAGCGAAGAAUCCGCCCGCCAACAAGGUCUACUCGAGGUCAGGCCAUACGGCAAUUACUCCGGUGAGUGGGAAGGGUUCAUGCUAGCAGACUCUGAAGACGACGCAAACCACCAGGGUCUACUUGACCCAAUCCACGUGCGAGGAUGCUGUGCGGAGCGACGCGCCGACUUCCAUCUCUAUUACGGAGUGAUGCAUGCACCGUCGGAGGUGCAUGCAGAAAAACGUUGGCUGGAGGAUAUCCGACGGAUUCCCGGUGAAGAAGGAAGGUUCUAUGGGCUGCUGCGGGCGGAUGAUCUACAACACGCCCGGGCAAUGGGUCUCACUAAUAUCAGCCAUCCAUGGGGGUGUUGCAAGGAUGGGCUUUUUACUAUGCCAGAGCGCGUGCGUCAUCGGUACACCGGGUUUAUGUGUGCGGUCUCUCUGGAGGCGGUUGGACAUAUGGGCCUCUGUGGUGCGGAACCUGUUCCUGGGGAAUGUGGCGAUUACUAUGGUGGGACGUAUCAUGGCUAUGUGGAGGCUUAUUGUGAGUUGGAGGCUUUUCAAAUGGGAUUGAAGGAUCCUGAACAUGACGGGGAUUGUUGUGCGAAGACCGAGGUUAGCGAUGUGUCAAUCCCCGAGGCGGGGCAGUACACGUAUUACGGUUAUAUGUAUGCGGGAUCGGAGGAGGAGGUUGUGAAUAGGGGCCUGAAGGAUUCUCUGCUUGUUCCUGGAUUUGAUAUUAAGUAUUCUGGGUAUUUGCAGGCGGACUCCGAGGAUGAGGCGAAGGCAUUGGGGCUUUUUGAGCCUUCACGUAUUAAGUGGCGAUAA